AUUUAGUUUCUGGUGAAAUGAAAAGACCCGUAUGACAUAGCAAAAGGAAGUCGACUGGCGAUAGUGGGGGAAUAUUGUCAACAGCAGGAUAGACUGAAUCAAAAAUGGGGAAUGAAAACAGCCUUCCUAUGGAGUUAUGUUCUACUUUUGACAUGGAUGAAAUCAAGAGGUUAGGAAAGCGAUUCAGGAAGUUAGAUUUAGACAACUCUGGAGCUCUUAGCAUUGAUGAAUUCAUGUCAUUACCAGAACUACACCAGAAUCCCCUUGUUCAACGAGUUAUAGAUAUAUUUGACACUGAUGGAAAUGGUGAAGUUGAUUUUAAAGAAUUUAUUGAAGGCAUUUCACAGUUUAGUGUAAAAGGUGAUAAGGAGUCAAAGUUGCGGUUUGCUUUUAAAAUCUAUGAUAUGGACAAAGAUGGUUAUAUUUCCAAUGGAGAACUUUUUCAAGUUUUGAAAAUGAUGGUAGGAAAUAACCUUAGAGAUACACAACUACAGCAGAUAGUAGAUAAAACUAUCAUUCAUGCAGAUACUGAUGGGGACGGCAAGAUCUCAUUUGAAGAAUUUUGUGAUGUCGUAGGAAAUAUGGAUGUUCACAAGAAAAUGGUUGUUGAUGUCUAAGGUCAUGUCCAGUCUCAUUAACUUUCAUAUGUUUAAAAGCAAAAGUUCCAUCUGAGCUCUUUUCUUUUGCCAAAUAAUCAGCGUGCAUGUGUACAUAAGAAACCCAUCAUUUAAGGACAAUGUAUCCAUAUGCAGUUCUCUAAAUUUUAACAGCCAGUCCAUCUGUCAUAGUUAAGCAAAUCUAACUCUGUUUUCUUUAUUUCAUAUAUUUAAAAAAAAAAUAUAUUUUUGCAACAACUACAGAUAUGCAAAAGAAUGCUUUGUAGGCCUAAACAUGUUAAGAAAGUAUGGUUAUAAAAUAUUACUUUACUUUCUAUUUGAAGAAGUUACCACCAGAAAAUAAUUGAUAACUUUAAGAAAAGAGG
This is a messenger RNA of Physella acuta, 982 nucleotides long. RefSeq names its product calcineurin subunit B type 1. Gene Ontology annotation, molecular function: calcium ion binding. NCBI's taxonomy places the organism in Eukaryota, Metazoa, Mollusca, Gastropoda, Physidae. The record is from RefSeq and is a predicted model, not a curated record.